This is a messenger RNA of Emiliania huxleyi CCMP1516, 2019 nucleotides long. RefSeq lists its product as hypothetical. The coding region runs from base 1 to 2019 and encodes 672 amino acids. Gene Ontology annotation, cellular component: cytoplasmic dynein complex. The record is from RefSeq and is a predicted model, not a curated record. Gene Ontology annotation, biological process: intraciliary transport. Gene Ontology annotation, molecular function: dynein heavy chain binding; dynein light chain binding. The transcript has 3 exons. NCBI's taxonomy places the organism in Eukaryota, Haptophyta, Isochrysidales, Noelaerhabdaceae.
AUGGCGGACGACGAGUACGAUGACGACGACCACGCCACUUGCACAGAAUUUGAAGAGGACGAGGAGGAGGAGGGGCCGGCGCCACCUUCACCGCAGCGGACGCCCACAGCGGCGGCGGCCACCGUCAAGCCGGAAUCGACGAGGGCUCCGCUGAGCCCGCACGAGCACCACCAGGUGGUGGGGCAGGUGGACGCAAUCCCGAGGAAGCCGCACUUUAUUGCACCGCAGACGCAGGCCGAGCGCUCGCUCCACAGCCUACGGGUCGCACGGCGGGAGGCGCUGCGCAAGGCGGUAGAGCUGCAGCAAGAGUCGUUCACUCUGUAUGAGUCAGCACCCCAGACGCCGUACGAGCUCAUGCGCCGCGAGAUCAAGCUGCGCACAAAGUCGAGCCAGACCCGCGACGACGACUCUGGGGCGGCAACUCAGACGGAGGAGAUCGAACGGGAUGACCAGGCCUGCCACGCGCCGGACGAUCUCGCCACUACUGCGAGACGCGCCCUCCAAGACCAGUCCGACUCGGCUCGCACUGCCGCGACCCUCUCCGCCAACACGGCGCGCCUCAAUCGCUUUCUCGGCGCGGCGAGCGCGGUCGUCGAGGCGCUCUGCGUCGAGAAUGCGCUCGCCGGCGCACUUGGGGAUGGCGGGCUCUGUCCGCACUCGGAGCUCCCGAUGGCGUCCCGGUCGGCGGAGCUCGUCCCGCCGUCACCGUUCGAUGGGAGGCCUCCCGUGGACAUUUCCUUUGCGCCCGGUGCUGGCGGCGUGCUAGUCGCUUACGGGCCGCACCCCGGCGACAAGCCGCGCGGCAAGCGGCGCGAAGAAGUGGCGCUCAGGCGCGCGGCCGCGGGUGGGAUUCUGUGCGUUUGGAGCGUCCACCAGCCGGCCGAGCCGCGAGAGGUGCUCCGUUGCGCCGGGCUGCCAACCUGCUGCGCCAUCGCGUCGGCGCCGUGCCGGGUCGCGCUUGCUGGCACCGCCGAGGGGGCGGUGCAGCUGUGGGAUUUGCGCGACUCGGAAGCGCGGUACGAGCGCGCGACACUCGGCGGAGCAAUGCGAGCGCUCCGGUCGGCCGCCUUUAGCUCUCACGGCUGCGCGCUCAACGAGGGCCACGAGGCGCCCGUGGUCGCGCUCGCACUCGCUCCGCCAACUGCGGCUGCGGAGGCGGAAGAUCUAGUUGCGACGAGCUUGGACAGUGCUGGUCGGCUGCUGGUGUGGCAGCUGCUCGAGGGGAGCCUCACGCAGUUGGGCGAGCGCCUGUCGGAGGAGGGCCUACCACGGGAGGGCGACGGCCUCAACCUCGACGCGUUCGCCUACGGGCAGACUGUCGGCGCGAGGCUGCGGUUGGUGCGUACGUCUGCGGUGCAUGUUUGCGCGCCCCCCGCUCGAGCGGUGGCGGCGGUGCUCCCUGCGACGGCGCUCUGCCUCGCGCUCCUUCCCCUGGACCCGUCGCGUUGCCUCGUCGGCCUCGACAACGGCCGGCUGGUGCAAGUCUCGCGGUACGCCAACGCGCGGCCGAGCCCUGCCGAGUUUGCUCCGCCGCCUGACUCGAGCCGCGCGAGGGCCGUCACGUGCCUCGCUUUCUCGCCCUCUCUGUGCUCGGCCUUUCUCGCCGGCCGUGCCGACGGCUCCGUCAGCCUGUAUACGCUCAGCGCGUCGCUGCCUCUCCUCGUCCUCGAGCCGCCCGCCCUCGCUCCCGCCGUGCAGCUCCUCUGCUGCGUCUUCCUCCUCCUCGACGGCGACGCGACGCUGCACUUUUACGACCUGCUCGAGCGGAGAUGGGCGCCGACUGCGUCGGCCCCGCUCUACUCGCACGCGAAGAGCGGCUUUGGCACGGCCGGUUGCGACGCACAGGUCCGGCUCGCCUUGGGCGCGAGGGUCGAGGCUCGGCGGUCGGGCGGGGCGUGCUGCUACCUCGGCGUCGUCGGUGGUGGCGGGGCUGCAGCUGUUCACCUCCUGGAGGAGGCGCAGGCCGUGCCGCGCCCAAACGAGGCGUACAGGCUGCACGAGGUGGUGGACGGGUUGUGA